AUUAGACAGCUCUUCUGUGUCAGCUGUAAGCGACACAGUUGAUCCAGCUAAAUGAAAAAGCAAAGCGUUCAUAAACAAUAAGAGUCGUUUAUCUGUACACAGGUUUAUACAAAAAAGACAAAAGUUUCCUUCGGCUUGAUGUUGUGAGCGUAAUGAACAUGGAUAUCCCAGUCACCCUCGUCAUCAAAGCCCCGAAUCAGAAGUAUAACGACCAGACCAUCAGCUGUUUCUCGGACUGGACAGUGGAGAAGCUGAAAGCCCAUCUGUCUCACGUCUACCCCAGUAAACCGAGCUCUAAAGACCAGAGACUGGUGUACUCAGGCAGGCUGCUCUCCGACGAUCUGCAACUCAAGGAUGUCUUCAGGAAGCAGGAUGAGUACCACAUGAUUCAUCUAGUGUGUGCCUCCCGCACGCCUCCCCCCUCCCCUCAGCCCCGCAAACGCAACUCGCGCAACAAGACACAGGCGGCGGCCACAGACACACACACACGGCCUGCUAGUGCAGGUACUACUACUACUACUACUACUAGUCCAGUGCCCCCUCCUGGUGCCCCGUGUGAUGUUCCAGUCCAGCCCACAGCUGCUCACAACCCUCUCAACACUACUGCACACCCCGCCUUCACACACGGGUACCCCUGGCCCCAGGUUCCCAUGGCGACAGCUGGCCCCGCAUCAGGACCGCUGCUCCCCAUCAGUCCCAUGAGCCUCUUCUGGUGGCAGCAGGCCUACGCAUGGCACUUAUAUACACACUACCAAGCCUCAUUGGCUGCUUACUACCAGACGGCCCGGCCUCCUCAACCCGACAGCCAACCAGAGCAGCCCAGUGAACAACAACAACAACAACAGCAGCAGCAGCAGCAGCGGUUGGCUGAGGCGGCCGGGGGGGAGGGUCCAGAGGAGGAGGACGUGCAUCGUGAUUGGCUGGACUGGGUGUACACGGGCUCGCGGGCCGUGGGCCUUCUCAGCAUCAUCUACUUCUACUCCUCAUUCAGCCGCUUCGUCAUGGUGCUCAUCGGCAUGGUCAUGCUCUACCUGCACCAAGCCGGAUGGCUCCCGUUCAACCUGGUGAAUGAGCUGCAGGAUCUGGCCGACCUGGGGAACCAGGAGGAGCUGGACGCCGACCUCAACGACCUCCACGACAUGGAGCGAGUGAUGGACGAUGGAGUAGGAGACGAUGACAGCGACAGCAGUGAGGACGGGAGCGAGGGAGGAGGAGGAGGAGGAGGAGGAGGAGGAGUGAUAGACGAGCAGAACGGCUUCCUCUCCUCCGCCUGGGGCUUCAUCACCACUUUCUUCACCUCCCUCAUCCCCGAGGCCGCCGGCGUGCCCAACGCCGCCAACUGAACCAGGAAGUGGAGUUCAUUCAGGAAGUGGAUUUGUAGUUUAUUGUGAACCGACGACGUCUUGGCGGUUUUGGAAGGAGAAAGACGGUUUAUCACAUCACAAAGAGGGGGAAACGACUGAAUCAUGAAUUGAAAACGCAUCCUCCCUGUGUAUUUUCACUGUUGUACAUGACCUGGCGUCUAGGCAGUGGCGGAACAAUUGCACACAGGGCCCCAGGGCAAAACACUGAUACGGCCCCCCCAUAUGGCCUGCCAUGGACACAAUAGCCCCCCCAACACCAAUACAGAAGGGCCCUGGACCCAGGGGGAAAUGCCCCACUUGCCCCCCUGUAGCUAUGCCCCUGCGUCUCGGCAGUGUUGGACGUUUGGGCGGUGUCUCAUCGCAUGACAACAGGAAACAGGAUACUGAAUCAUGAGACUCCUCCCCCAGGACUCGACUGAAUCAUGAGAUUCCUCCCCCAGGACUCGACUGAAUCAUGAGACUCCUCCCCCAGGACUCGACUGAAUCACGAGACUCCUCCCCCAGGACUCGACUGAAUCACGAGACUCCUCCCCCAGGACUCUACUGGGACCAAUCACAAGGCCCAGGCAACUCUUUAGUGGCUCCCUCAGUCUAAAUUGUGGACCUAAUUGUGUCUCCAAUACACUUCAACCAGUGGCGGAACGAUUGCACAUUAGGGCCCCAGGGCAUGAGACUGAAUAGGGCCCCUCAUACAGCCUGCCAUGGUCACAAUAGGGCCCCCACCACCAAUACAGGAGGACCCUGGGCCCAGGGGCAAAUGCCCUGCUUGCCCCCCCCUAUAUCUACGCCCCUGACUUCAACUGCAUCACGCCCUAAGGACCGUUGCCUCACUGGGAAAUGCCCCGUAUGCCAGAUUACCCCCCCCCCCCCCCCCCCUUCCACUUCUGGUUUUGCUACACCCCAUGUCUGCUAAAGUGUUUUCAUCUCUACUGUGCAUAAAGACUUGGUAGUGAUUAACGCAACUGCACUGAUAUUUCUUCAAAUGUCUUGCUUGAAAAAAACAUCCUCCCUUCCUCCUC
Molecule: messenger RNA, 2383 nt
Organism: Engraulis encrasicolus (European anchovy)
Lineage: Eukaryota; Metazoa; Chordata; Actinopteri; Clupeiformes; Engraulidae
Product: homocysteine-responsive endoplasmic reticulum-resident ubiquitin-like domain member 2 protein
Exons: 9
Coding region: 153-1343 (396 amino acids)
Biological process (GO): endoplasmic reticulum unfolded protein response
Molecular function (GO): protein binding
Source: RefSeq, a predicted model, not a curated record